Chroicocephalus ridibundus (black-headed gull) is the source of this 2660-nucleotide messenger RNA. RefSeq names its product CDC42 effector protein 4 (gene CDC42EP4). Bases 835 to 1770 code for a protein of 311 amino acids. The record is from RefSeq and is a predicted model, not a curated record. Gene Ontology annotation, biological process: positive regulation of pseudopodium assembly; positive regulation of actin filament polymerization; regulation of cell shape. The transcript is spliced from 2 exons. Gene Ontology annotation, cellular component: membrane; cytoplasm. Gene Ontology annotation, molecular function: small GTPase binding. NCBI's taxonomy places the organism in Eukaryota, Metazoa, Chordata, Aves, Charadriiformes, Laridae.
UGGCCCCUUUGCCGCGGCUUGCAAAGUAUCUCGCAUAUGCUGAACUUGGCCCCGAAAUCUAAAUACAAGGGAGGGACAGUCCCCAGAUGGCCUAAAUCAGCAGCACGGUUGCCUGGCCCAGCUGGGGAACUCGCCGGGAGUGUUUGUUUUAUGUAAAACCAAAGGCUGGAGGAAUGCCGGCCUGGAAAGGAGACCUGACGGGGGGGAAAACGUCUGUGCCACGCUCGCGCUGGGCUGGGCGUGCGGGGGAUGCUGGCGAGGGGAGCGGGGCUCCAGCGAGCUGCGUCGGGAGAGGGCGAGCGGUGAAGAAGCUCAGCUCCUGGUUUGAGGGUGCGGAGAAGGUGUCACGGCUGCUCCUUCUCUUCCCUGGGCUGCUGGGGGUAAAGUGGGGGCUCCCCUGGCCAGACCCCCACCGUGUCCGUCGCAUCCCCGGGCUCUGCUGCAUCAUUCACCCUGCCGAGAAGGGCUCGCACUGCUGCCUCCAUGGGGUGGUGGGACCCUGCACCGGGAUGGAUGGGGAGCCCCGACGCGUGCCGCCGGUGCCGUGCCGCGGGGUGUCCCUGCCAUGGCUGGUCCUGCACAGAAGCCGUGCCGGGGAGGGCUGGGCACCGGGACUUUGCACCCAUGUGGGGUCAGAGUCCGUCCUGCCUGCACGGGACCGGCCACAGCCUGCCUGAAGCCCCGCUGCACGGUGGGGGACGGAGGGGCGUCACAGGGCAGGAGUGACCAAUCCGUGACGCCGGUGGGAGCCCAGCAGCGGAGCACCAGGCGCAAGCCCCGAGGGGAUCCGUGGGACGUGCGGCUCCACCCGGGCCGCCCCGGCGCAGCGCGGCGAUGCCCAUCCUCAAGCAACUCGUUUCCAACUCUGCCCACUCCAAGCGGCGCUCACGGGCCGACCUGACGGCCGAGAUGAUCAGCGCGCCCUUGGGGGACUUCCGCCACACCAUGCACGUGGGGCGGGCAGGGGACGCCUUCGGGGACACCUCCUUCCUCACCAGCAAGGCCGGGGAGCCGGGGCCGGAGGCGGGUGAGGAGCCGGGAGCCUCCAAACCCAGCCUGCUCUCCCGCCGCUUCCGCAGCAGCAAGCGCUCGCAGUCGGUGACGCGCGGGGAUCGGCGGGACAUGCUGGGUUCGCUGCGGGACUCGGCCCUCUUCGUGAAGAACGCCGUCUCCCUGCCCCAGCUCAACGAGAAGGAGGUGGACAGGAGCGCGGGGCAGCUGCCCAAGAGCCUCUCCUCCAGUCCCGUCAAGAAGCUGCCCGAGGAGGUGAGCCCCGAAGAGCAGCAGCGCCCGAACGGGGCGGCCGCCGGGCCGCUGAGCCCCAGCUUGGACGAGCGCGACUUCGGGGACAUCACGGAGCUGCCCGUCGUGGUGGCCAAGAGCGGGGCGGGCAUGAAGCACGCAGAGUCCAUCAUGUCCUUCCACAUCGACCUGGGGCCCUCCAUGCUCGGGGACGUCCUGAGCAUCAUGGAUAAGGAGCAGUGGGAGCAGGACGAAGACGCCGAGGCAGAGGAGAGCCGCGAGGAGGAGGUGGAUGCCGCCCUGCCUGGCUCCCCGGUGAUGGCAGCGGCAGCAGCCCCGCCGAGCCAGAGUCCGUCCCGCAGCACCGGCGGCCGCUGCCCCAGGGACAGCAGUUCGGUGUCCAGCUGCGCCUCGGGGCCAGAGGAGCGCAGCCCCGUUCCCGGGCCACUGAGCCAACGGAGCCCGCCGAAACGCCCCGACAAGGAGUUCUCCUUCGCCGAUGACGAUGACGACGAGAUCAGAGUAUAAAAGGCUGGGGGCGGCCGAGCCAAGGGGUCUGGUUCUCAUCUGCGGUUGCUUGGACAUGGGGCCGAAUACCCCGGUGCUGCAGCGGGUGGCACCGGGGAAGACUCAACUCCUCCCUCGUUCCCUCUCCCCGUCUGGCGGCGGACGUGCCGCGGCAGGACAGUGCUCUGCUCCCGGGGCCGGGGACAGCCCCGACACCUCUCGGCUCCCGGGGAGCUCCAGCACAUCCCGGGAAGGGAAAACAGACUCAAUUUUUGGUUCUUUUUGUUGGACUUUGGAUAUUAGCUCUUUUCUUCCCCCCCUCCCCUACCCAUAUAAAGCAAUAUAGGAUCAAACGAGGCUUCGAAGUUUUAGCCCCUUUAGUAAUAUAUAUUUUUUUUUUUUCUGCCGUACGGUUUUUACUGCUCUCUGAUUUGUACUUAACUUUCUUUACUCUGGCUUUUGGUUUUAACGGAGGGGAGAUUUCCCACGAGGAAGGACUUGGCUCCGGAGCUCAGAGGGGGCCGAGGGCGGCUCCAGCUCCCCGGGUUUCUCGGGGACCUUCUACAGACCACGAGCCUCCAGCCCCGUGCUGCGGCGGGGGCUCACUCCCUGUCCCUCGGAUGGAUGGAUCCAUCCCAGAUGCUUUGACCCUCCAAACACCCUGGGGGUCACGGGGAUGUCCCCUGGCACCGGCUGCUCCCAGGGAUGCCAAUGCGCGCGUGGGUCCGUCCCCAGGAGGAGGAACGCCUGGGACCCCCCGUGAGCCCUGGUGUCCUGUGUGCCGGGUGGCCACCAUCAUGGGCCAGCCUGGCUGGGCAGCGCCGACACUGGCCUGGUGCAGGCAGGUGGAAGAGGAGGGUUUUAUACCAUGUAUGUACAAAUGCAAAGAAUAAAAGGAAACGGUAGUGACA